ACCAUUUCAGUACAGUAGCCAGCCCCUGAGAAACGAGAAUAAAGCUUUUCACUAGGCUAUAUAACAUCCAUGUCUCUAUUCUAGCUUGUGAAGGACCCUCAGUGGAACUGGGAGAGAUAAAUAUAUUUUAAAUUCUCAUAGAUUUUUCUCAGUGUUAUUUGGAUUAUGCAUAUCUGUGCUUUCCACUUCACUGGACCUGGAUGCAGGAUCCAGCAAGUCAGCUGGUUUACCCCAAAGGGCUUUUUCCUCAAUUUUUCUCUUCUAUUUGUUUGAAAUGCGAGCAAGCAGCUGAAGCAAGAGGCAGUCAAGGCAGUCGGUCAGCUGCACAGUGAGCACAGGGGACCAGGAGGACCUUCAGUACAGUACAGGCAUCUUAAAAUAGAAACAUAGGAGGAGGAGAGUCUGUGUUGUGUGGCAGAGCUGUGGUAUGCCAUGCUCAGCGCCUAGCAGUAACAUGGCUGUGAUACAGGAGAAACAGAGGGAGACCCCCAGCAAGAAGACAGUAUCCCAAGAAGACAGAAAGGGGCUUUCUACCAGAGAUAAUCAAGACAACCAGAAGAAAGAUAGCAGAGCCGGGAGACAGGGAGAAAAAGGCAAUGACGACAUGAAGCCCCAUAAUUCAGAGAAGAGGAGAGCAGUCAUCUGUGUCCCUGCCUCCAUCAAAUCAGCUGUGAUCAGUACCAACACAACCAGCCCUGGAAACCCAGCAGGACCCCAUGCACUGAAGGUUGAUGAGAGACUGAGACUAGCGAAAGAGCGGAGGGAGGAACAUGAGAAACAACUUGUGUCCAGAGAGCUGGGCUGGUUGGCUCGAGAGGAGAGGGCCAGGCGUCUCUAUGAACAACAGCUGGAGGAGAGGAAGAGGAAGCUGCAGGAGCAGAGAGAGAAGGAGGAGAAGAGGAGGACUGCUCUGGAGCGGAGGGAGGAGCAUAAGAAACAGCUUGUUUCCAGAGAGCUGGGCCGGUUGGCUCGAGAGGAGAGGGCCAUGCGUCACUAUGAACAACAGCUGGAGGAGAGGAAGAAGAGGCUUCAGGAGCAGAGAGAGAAGGAGGCGAGGAGGCGCACUGCUGUGGAGGAGAAGAGGAGGCAGAGAAUGAAGGAGGAGUCAGAGCGCUAUGAGUCUGUGGUGAAGAAGACCUUGGAGAAGAGCCAGAGGAUUAAGCAGAGACUCAGCCAGGGCUCUCGAGGAAGGAAGACCGACAACAAGAGCGCUCCUCGCCGCUCCCCCCUGACUGCCUGGGAGAGGGCUCUGGUCAGUCGCCUCCUCACCCCUACCUGCUCCUACCUAGCCAGGAGCAGGAGCAGGAGUCAUAAUUGUCAGUCAAGAGAAGAAGAAGUUUCAUGCCACUCCAUGCCUGCCACUGCCACGAACUCUCACAAAUCACCACACCGCUCUGGCACACCUGACCACCACCUGGCGCAGGCAGACCUCCGGGAAGACUACCGGGCUGACUACCGGUCUAUCAUCCAGGCAAACUACCAGGUAGCCGCCUCCCCGGGUCCCAGCCGUACAAGCCAUAGACCCAUCAAUGCGGCACAGCUAAAAGCAGCGCAGCAGAAGGAAAAUGAGAGGACGGCCAGGAGGAAUACUCAGCAGCCUCACAUUCCCAAUGCUCCCUUGAAAGCAUUACCCACAAACCCACUACCCAACGCUGGCGUGAAAGCGUUACCCACAAACCCACAGUGCAGAGCAGCAGUGCCCUCCCAUGAACGUAAACCUGUGAUCAGACACACAUCUGUGAUCAGACAGCCCCCAUCACAGCAGUUAGAGCUGGAACUGGACCCUGUACCAGAGGAGGACGUUCUUCCAGUCCCCAACCAUACCCUUUCCCCUGGGAACUCACGGCCCAUCAGGACCCCAGCUGCAGCAUGGGACCAGGUCCAACCAUUCCUACACUCCCCAGAACCUCAGACUCAGAGAGAAACCACACUUAGUACUGAAGGCAGUGCAGGUGAGGCCCUCCCUCCUAGAGCCACUCCCAGCCCAAGGCCCUCUGCUGGCACCAUGGACCCAGAGGAGGCCUCACGUCUCCUGGCCGAGAAGAGGAGAGAGGCCCGCCUGAAGAGAGAGAGAGAGGAGGAGGAAAGCCUGUGUAGGGAGGGGUUAGAGAGGUACGGACGGAGGGCCACCUUACAUCUUCGAAUGACCCAACAUUAA
Coregonus clupeaformis (lake whitefish) is the source of this 2158-nucleotide messenger RNA. Its product is annotated as ensconsin-like. Gene Ontology annotation, biological process: microtubule cytoskeleton organization. The record is from RefSeq and is a predicted model, not a curated record. Bases 428 to 2158 code for a protein of 576 amino acids. NCBI's taxonomy places the organism in Eukaryota, Metazoa, Chordata, Actinopteri, Salmoniformes, Salmonidae. The transcript has 11 exons. Gene Ontology annotation, cellular component: microtubule cytoskeleton.